This is a messenger RNA of Phanerochaete carnosa HHB-10118-sp, 4351 nucleotides long. RefSeq lists its product as uncharacterized. The transcript is spliced from 6 exons. Gene Ontology annotation, biological process: UTP biosynthetic process; 'de novo' pyrimidine nucleobase biosynthetic process; L-citrulline biosynthetic process. Gene Ontology annotation, cellular component: cytosol; cytoplasm. Gene Ontology annotation, molecular function: aspartate carbamoyltransferase activity; metal ion binding; ATP binding. Lineage: Eukaryota; Fungi; Basidiomycota; Agaricomycetes; Polyporales; Phanerochaetaceae. The record is from RefSeq and is a predicted model, not a curated record. Bases 110 to 3607 code for a protein of 1165 amino acids.
GUAAAUUUGGGCGGUCGAGUCAGUUCGCGUUCACUCUUCCCCCAAAGCGUGACUCGACUCGCCAGCCCACCACCGGCUCUAGACAGAGCCAGCCGUGCUCUUCUCGACGAUGAGCCUCUUACGCUGGGGCGUCCGGGCUCUGGCCCCCCGUCGACCGCAUGGCACUCGACAUUUUUGCCUCUCCUUGCCACAUCGCCAGGCUCUAGUCCCCACCAAACCUCGUAAUGCCGUCGCCAACGCAGCCGUAGGCUCCUUUGGUUCAGGCAAUGACAAGGAGGUCCUCAACUCUCCUUCUGAGCUUGCGCGCAAGAUCUCUGCCAAGGUUCUCCCCAACAUUCCCAAGCCCAACGUGCGCAAAGUGCUCAUUGUCGGCAGCGGUGGUCUUUCCAUUGGUCAAGCAGGCGAGUUCGACUACUCAGGAUCCCAGGCACUCAAGGCUCUCCGCGAGGAGGGCGUCGACGCCGUCCUCAUCAACCCGAACAUCGCGACGUGGCAGACCUCGCACGAGCUCGCGUCCGAGGUCUACUUCCUCCCCGUCACUCCGGAUUAUGUGGCAUACGUACUCGAAAAGGAACGUCCAGAUGGCAUUCUGCUCACCUUCGGUGGCCAAAGCGCGUUGAAUGUCGGUAUCGCGCUCGACCGCAUGGGUGUUCUGGAACGUCUCGGUGUGCAGGUUUUGGGUACCCCGAUCAGGACCUUGGAAGUUUCUGAGGAUCGCGAUCUAUUCGUUCAGGCACUCAAGGAGAUUGAUAUUCCUGCCGCCCAGUCUACUGCUGUCUCUUCGGUCAACGAUGCCCUCGCUGCUGCUGAGAAAAUUGGUUAUCCUGUCAUCCUUCGGUCCGCGUUCACCCUCGGUGGUCUUGGCUCUGGCUUCGCGAACGAUCCUGAGGAGCUCCGGGACUUAUCCGCCAAGUCUCUCAGUCUAUCACCUCAGGUUCUGAUUGAGCGUAGUAUGAAGGGCUGGAAGGAGCUUGAGUACGAGGUUGUUCGCGAUGCUGCCGAUAACACGAUUAUCUGCUGCAAUAUGGAGAAUUUCGACCCGCUCGGCACGCACACCGGUGACUCCAUUGUCGUUGCGCCCUCGCAGACUCUUCCGGACGACGAAUACCACAUGCUUCGCACUGCUGCUCUCAAGGUCAUCCGCCACCUCGGUGUCAUCGGCGAGUGUAACAUUCAGUAUGCGCUCAACCCGACUAGCCGGGAGUACUGUGUCAUCGAGGUCAAUGCUCGGCUGAGUCGUUCCAGUGCUCUGGCAUCCAAGGCUACUGGCUAUCCUCUUGCAUAUACCGCUGCGAAGAUCGCUCUUGGUCACACUCUCCCUACGCUCCCUAACGCUGUCACGAAGACCACCACUGCAUGCUUCGAACCGUCCCUCGACUACAUCGUCACCAAAAUCCCGAAGUGGGAUCUUGCGAAGUUCACGCAUGUCGGGCGUGAAGUUGGCUCUGCGAUGAAGAGUGUCGGUGAAGUCAUGGCUAUCGGUCGCACGUUCGAGGAAUCUCUGCAGAAGGCUAUCCGUCAGGUCGAUCCGCGGUGGCGCGGCUUCGAGCCGUACGUCAAGUGCGAGACCAAUGAGGAGAUGGACAGCAUGCUCCAAAAGCCCACUGACAUGCGUCUCUUCGUUAUCGCGUACGCCAUGUACGAGAAGGGUUACGACGUCGACAAGGUUCAUGAGUUGACCAAGAUUGACAAGUGGUUCCUGUAUAAGAUUGAGAACAUUGUCAAUACUGUCAACGAGCUGAAGGCCAUCGGUUCUCUCGACGGCGUCUCCACCGAGCUCAUGAAGAAGGCCAAGUGCCAGGGCUUCUCUGACUCGCACAUAGCUUCCCUCGUCAACAGCACCGAGGGCGAGGUCCGCGCUCGCCGCAAGUCCUUCGGCAUCACUCCCUUCGUCAAGCGUAUCGACACUCUCGCUGCCGAGUACCCUGCACACACCAAUUACCUGUACACCACCUACAACGCCAGCGAGCACGACGUCGAGUUCGACGAGCAUGGCACCAUGGUCCUUGGCUCUGGUGUGUACCGCAUUGGCAGUAGUGUCGAGUUCGACUGGUGUGCUGUCACCUGCGCGCGCAGCCUGCGCAACAUGGGCAAGCGCACGAUCAUGAUCAACUACAACCCCGAGACCGUCUCGACCGACUUCGACGAAGCUGAUCGCCUGUACUUCGAGGAGCUUGGCUGGGAGCGUGUCAUGGAUAUCUACGAACUCGAGGGCGCUGAAGGUGUUGUCGUUAGCGUCGGUGGCCAGCUCCCUCAGAACAUUGCUCUCCGUCUCAAGCAGUCUGGCGUGACUGUUCUCGGCACCGAUCCCGAGAAGAUCGACAGCGCUGAGGACCGCCACAAAUUCUCGUCCGUCUUGGACAGCAUCGGUGUCGACCAGCCUGAGUGGGCUGAAGUCUCUUCUCUCGAGGCUGCCAAGGAGUUUGCUGAGCGCGUCGGCUACCCUGUCCUUAUCCGGCCCUCGUACGUUCUCUCCGGUGCGGCCAUGAACGUUGUCUACGAGCCCGAGGCGCUCGAGCACAACCUCUCAGCUGCCGCCUCCGUUUCUCCCCUGCACCCCGUGGUCAUUACCAAGUUCAUCGACAAUGCCCAGGAGAUUGACGUUGAUGCUGUCGCACACAAAGGCAAGCUCCUCAUCCACGCCGUCUCUGAGCACGUCGAGAAUGCCGGUGUCCACUCUGGUGACGCGACACUUGUCCUGCCGCCCGUCAGCCUCACCGAGACCGACAUGGCCCGUCUGAAGGAAAUCGCGGUCAAGGUUGCAGCAGCCUUCGAGAUUUCCGGCCCGUACAACAUGCAGGUCAUCAAGAAGCCUGCAGAGGACGAUAAGGAGUCCGAGUUCAAGGUUAUCGAGUGCAACCUCCGCGCAUCGCGAUCGUUCCCCUUCGUGUCCAAGGUGCUCGGAUACAACUUUGUCGAGUACGCCUCCGCAGCAAUUGCCGGCGUCAACAUCCCCGAGCCGGUCGACGCCAUGGCAGAGAAGCGCGACUACACUGCGGUCAAGGUCGCACAGUUCUCGUGGACGCGUCUCGGUGGUGCGGACCCAUUCCUUGGCGUCGAGAUGGCGAGCACCGGUGAGGUCGCGUCGUUCGGCAAGGACAUCCACGAGGCGUACUGGGCCGCGCUCCUCAGUACGAACGGCUUCAAGAUCCCGCGCUUGCACUCGGGCGUACUCCUUGGCGGCGACGUCACGAAGCCUGAGAUGCGCACCGUCGCGAAGGGCCUCGCGGACCUCGGCUUUAAGCUGUACUGCUCGUCGCCCGUCGUCGAGGAGUUCCUGAACGGCAUCCCGUACGUCUCGGCCAAGCGUAUCAUCUUCCCCACGCGCGACAAGCGCAAGCUCCGCGAGGUGUUUGACGAGUACGAGAUUGAGUGCGUCUUCAACCUCGCCAAGGCCCGCGGAAAGGACCUGGUGGACGAGGACUACGUCGCGAGGCGAAACGCUGUCGACUUUGGUCUGCCGCUCCUCAACAACGCUCGCUGUGCGCAGCUGUUCGUAGAGGCCCUUGCAAAAAAGAUACCCCAGGGCGGCUUAAGGAAGUAUACUGAAGGAAAGAUCCCCUCCGAGGUUCGCUCGUGGCGCGAGUUUGUUGGCAAGCGUGCGUAAAUGCUCGCUUGUCCUUGCGUUAGGAAACAAACUGCAGAAGCUAUUGAUUUGCUGUGCUUCAUCCUUACUGAGCAUCAAAAGUAUUCAUAGAGUGGCGACGAGCUGUCGCUUGUACUUCUAGUACCUUCUAUCUCCAAGUUGCUUGGACAUCUCAAUGGAUCUUAAUGGACUGAGUAUGCCGUUCAUUAGACUGGAUGAGAGGCAUCUACAGGUAUGAAAUAUAACGAGGAAUGUUCAAUCAAGGGGUAUAGACGGUAGCAGAAGGGCGCCAUGUAACAGUACCAAUAUACCACCUCUCCAAGACUUAUUCGAGCUGCACCUUGAAUGAGCCGCUGGGCUGCCCAUCUGCGCGACCCUUGCCCUUUCCUUCUGACGCGAUAGGAUCAGCUUCCUCCUUCACAGUAUCUGGCAAGGGCUCGUUCGCAUCAUCUUCAACGUCUGUGUCGCUAUCCGUGCCCACUUCCAUGUCCACAUCCAUUUCUAUAUCCUCGUGAUCGGAAGAAGAGCUGUCGUCGUUUGGGUUCGCCCAAAACGGGAGCGUCCUCAUCGAGAAAGUGGCCGGUUGAGUCGCCGUUUCGCCGCUCUUAUCGUCACGCACUUUGUCUUCGAUCAUAGCUAUCAGCAUGGCAUCAACCUCGUCCUGCGGGUCCAUGAGCCCUGCACAGAUAGCAGCCUCUGCCAUAGCCUCUGCUUCCUCCCGCAGCUGCUCUUCGAGUGCGAGUAUAUCAGAAGGCGUAGACUCUG